AUGUCCUUUCAACGUUCCAUGGAGUUCAUCUUGUUUCGGCCUUUCAUGCAGCAAGACAGCUCGACAUGCUGCCAUCGCAUCCUUUCUCUCGCUGAUGUCAUCGGCAAGCAGAUGAUCCUGCACAAGCUUCAGGGUAGAGACCUCGCCAAGAUUUGUCAGGUUUCAGCCAACGCGAGUCGCUUGUCUUGGUGUGCUUUUGACAAUCGCGCUUUCAGCAAGAUUGAUGGAGCCAGCCGGCUAGGUUACAAGGAUCCUGUCCUCUUCCAAGAGUUCGAAAACAAAAUUCUAGGUGACGACACGAUGCUGUUAGUGACACCCGAGGAAGCAAAGACGAUCGUUAAGGCAUUCGCAUCGCUCGACAUGUUGUCUGGGAAGCUUCACAACGCAUUGCAAACCAAGUCAGCAGCUGCAAGCAUGGAGAGUUCGCCCAUGCAGGAAUGA
This is a messenger RNA of Guillardia theta CCMP2712, 441 nucleotides long. RefSeq lists its product as hypothetical. The record is from RefSeq and is a predicted model, not a curated record. The coding region runs from base 1 to 441 and encodes 146 amino acids. NCBI's taxonomy places the organism in Eukaryota, Cryptophyceae, Pyrenomonadales, Geminigeraceae. The transcript is spliced from 7 exons.